AUGGACGACGGCGGCUUCGACGACCUCCUUGCAUCCUCUCGACAAGUCGCGAUGGAGAACCCUUUCGAGAACCCUUUCGCGAACCACAGAGCAGGGUCGCCGGACCCGUGGGCGACCUUUGGCACAGCUCAAUCCCCGUCUGCCCCGCAUGAGCCCGAAACGACUCAGCCAGACGUAUUCGGUGCCCGCAGCACCACUCCUACUCCCGACACACCCAGUUUCGGGAGCUCCAGAUUCCAGACUGAGUUAGAGCCACUCGAUGUCGCUGCGCACGUCGAACCUGAAUCGCCGUCACCGUCGUCGCCAUUUACUCUCUCUCCCGGCUUCCGCGAAAGCAUAUCUACCAUAGACGAAGCAAUCACGCCCACACCCGCAAAGCCACACCCUGUCAGAGAGUCCACGCCUCCGUCGUUGAUACCAGAGACUCCGCCCACUUCUCCACCAGCAUCGUCAUCCGCAAGUCAAUUCGCACCGGCCGACGCGUCUGUGCGCGUCCUGGGCCAUGCUACCCACUCUUCCACGACCUCUUCCAGCUCCCAUGCCUCUAAGCCAGAACCUGCAUUCCACACUCCGCUGGACCAGGCCCCGCGCUCCACGUUUGAACGCUCCUUCGCUGGGCUGUCCAUCGGUGGUGAGACGGUAGGUGGUUGGCAGGGCUCACAGAGCGCGUUCAUCAGCGGCUCGCGUUCCGCGACUCUGCCCCGUGCGCGGGGGAGCGUAUCGGAUGAUGACGAUGACGAUGACCGUCCAAUUCUGCAGUCUGCGCGGCUCAUGGGGGAGCGCAGCCAUCCUGCUUCUGCUGCGACAAGUCCUCUGCCUGUCACGUCUCGUGCGGAAAAUGGCUUACAACCCGUUUUCAUGAUCACGGUGGACGACCCACAACGCGUUGGGGACCCCAUACGGGCAUUUACGAUGUACACAGUGCAUACCAAGACGACUUACCCCCUCUUUAGCAAGUCCUCCUUCUCGGUGCUCCGCCGGUACUCUGACUUCCUUUGGCUCUACGAGACGCUCUCAAUGAACAACCCUGGCGUUGUCGUCCCGCCCGUGCCCGAGAAGAACCCAUUCGGCCGCUUCCACCAGGGCUUCGUUCAGCAGCGCCGUCUUGCGCUCGAGAAAUGUGUGCAGAAGAUUGCGAACCACCCGGUACUUCAGAAGGACCCUGACCUCCGCUUGUUCCUGGAAAGCGACACAUUCUCGCUUGAUAUCAAGCACCGUAAGGCUGAGAUGGCGCAUGAGAAGGGAGGUUUGAUGGCGUCCAUCGGACAGUCAAUUGCUGGCCCAAGGUUCCACGAGACAGACGAGUGGUUUGACAGACAGAAGGCGUACCUCGAUAGCCUGGAGACGCAGCUUCGCGGCCUGGUCAAGGCUAUCGAUGCGGUGACGAAGCAACGAACAGAGCUCGCUGCAGCGACUGCGGAGUUCGCCCAGACCAUUGCGGAUUUGUCGACCUCCGACGUAGGGAAACAGCUUUCUAACUCAUUUACCGGCCUCGCAGAGGUGGAGCGAAAGGCGCAGGACCUGCAGACCAUACAGUCGCAGGAAGAUAUGGUCACCAUCAUGAGCACAGUCGAUGAGUAUGCACGCCUGAUAAAUUCCGUGCGGAUGGCGUUCAGCUCCCGAGUGCGGACGUACCACGCGUGGCAGAACGCAGACAGCAACCUCAAGCGCGUCAAGCAAGCACACGAGAGCAACCGAGCGCAGGGCAAGCUGCCAACAGACCAGCUCAGCCGCUCCCUUGCUCUCGUAGCGGACGCGGAGAGGCGUGCGCUGGACGCGAAGCAGGAGUUUGACUCGGUAUCGCGGCUCGUGAAGUCGGAGGUGGCGCGCUUCGAGCACGAGCGGAUCGAGGACUUCAAGGAAUCAUUAGAGGGCUUCCUUGAAGGCAUGAUCUCGAGACAGAAACAGCUGAUUGCCGCAUGGGAGAGCUAUCAGCAAACGCUGCUGAAGAAGGUAGCGCCUCAACGAUUGCCGACUGAUUCGCCUGUAGCUGUAUCGUAG
This is a messenger RNA of Sparassis crispa, 2001 nucleotides long. Its product is annotated as Vacuolar protein sorting-associated protein. Lineage: Eukaryota; Fungi; Basidiomycota; Agaricomycetes; Polyporales; Sparassidaceae. Gene Ontology annotation, cellular component: endosome. The transcript has 10 exons. The record is from RefSeq and is a predicted model, not a curated record. The coding region runs from base 1 to 2001 and encodes 666 amino acids. Gene Ontology annotation, biological process: protein retention in Golgi apparatus; retrograde transport, endosome to Golgi. Gene Ontology annotation, molecular function: phosphatidylinositol binding.